Molecule: messenger RNA, 3820 nt
Organism: Clarias gariepinus (North African catfish)
Lineage: Eukaryota; Metazoa; Chordata; Actinopteri; Siluriformes; Clariidae
Gene: tnfrsf21
Product: tumor necrosis factor receptor superfamily, member 21
Exons: 6
Coding region: 298-2091 (597 amino acids)
Biological process (GO): oligodendrocyte apoptotic process; negative regulation of B cell proliferation; signal transduction
Molecular function (GO): protein binding
Source: RefSeq, a predicted model, not a curated record
GCUUUGAGUGGAUCCCGGGUGAGACGGACCGGAGGAGGCAACAGUCACCGGCUACAUCACCGCUAUGGGACUUCGAGCAGUAAGGCCACGCGCAGGGCUUCUCUCACCUCCAGCGCACCCGCAGCCCGAGCACGAGCACACAGAGCGGAGCGGAGUCACUCGGCAGCGGCGCGCGCACAGGCAGGAGCGGCUGCGGCACCGUGCGGAGCGCGCGCUGAUCCCGGCGGCCUCCCCCUCCCCCUCUGCGCACUGGGCUCUCCGGAGGCGCGCGUGAAGAGCAACAAACCCGACACAGCCAUGUCCAUGGGCUGGGCAGCUCCGUUUCUCUACACUCUGCUUGGUGAUGUCGUAGUCCAGGCUUUAACCUCCAGCCCGGGCUCCGAGGGGUCUCUGUCCCCCCGUCACUACCACCACUUCGACCCUGACACAGGAACCCAGCUUGUGUGUGACAAAUGUCCAGCAGGCACAUAUGUGUCAUCCCACUGUACCAAUAUCAGCGAGCGAGAGUGCACCGAGUGCCCAGCAGGAACAUUCACACGGGGUGAGAACGGUGUUGAGCAGUGCCACCGGUGCCGCAGGCACUGCCAAGCUCCUUUUGUUGAAAAGUUUCCUUGCACAGCCACUACGGACCGCGUGUGUGUUUGCCCUUCUGGCACUUACGCCAAGGAUGGGGAGUGCCUCUUUCACCCAGUGUGCCUGCCUGGUUGGGGUGUCCGCAAGUUAGAGGAUGUUCGCUGCCGCAAGUGUCCACGUGGCACCUUCUCUAAUGUGCCAUCGCGUGCACUGAGGUGCCAGACACACACAGACUGCCAGGCUCUAGGAAUGCGUCUGGUACUCAAAGGCACUGACAAGACGGACAAUCUGUGUGGCAUCUCAUCAUCAGGCCAUGUCUCAGCAUCAUCAUCAUCAUCAUCGUUCUCAAACAGCACUGACCCUGGACUCAGAGUCCGGCCAUCACCAGCAAUCUCAGAAAUUACAACUCCACAAACUGCCCUCGGAGUGUCAGACAUUCUGACUCCCUCGGAUGAAGCAGGAGUCCUGAAUUCUCCAACGCCGGAUCCCUUGCCGUUGUUCAAUCAUCAAGCUCAAUCAGAAGAGAAGAGCCACAGUUUGUCCUACAGGCCUAUCAGGAGAGGCUCGCCUCGACCCAGCAUGCACAAGCACUUCGACAUCAACGAGCACCUGCCCUGGAUGAUCGUGCUCCUCCUGUUGCUGUUCCUCAUAGUGAUUGUGGUGUGCAGCGUGAAGCGCAGUUCACGUGUGCUGAAGAAAGGGCCGAGACAAGACCCCAGCAGCAUCAUGGAGAAAGCGAUUCACAAGAAGCCCAGCUCUCCUGCUGGGCACAACAAGGAGAAGUGGAUCUACUACUCCAAUGGCCAGGGUAUUGAUAUUCUUAAACUGGUGGCAGCCCAAGUUGGCAGCCAGUGGAUCGACAUGUACCAGGCUCUGGCUAAUGCUAACGAGCGGGAAGUGGCUGCCUUUUCCAAAGGCUACUCAGCUGACCAUGAGAGAGCAUAUGCUGCCCUACAGCAUUGGACCAUCUGUGAUGGUGAUGCCAACCUAGUCAAGCUGAUAAAUGCCCUUCAUCAUCACCGGCGCAUUGAUGUGGUCGAGAAGAUCCGUGGCAUCAUAGAAGACAAUCCUCAGUUUGAUCUGAACCAGUUGAUGACAUCUGUGAAUGUAAGUCAAGGUGCGAGCCCCAGCCAUAAACCUGUGGAUGCACUGGGAUCAGUGGUGGAGCACUCUCCACUUGACCGCACUAAAGGUUUCUUCAUUGACGAGUCUGAGCCACUGCUGCGCUGUGACUCCACGUCAAGCAAAGACUCAGCCCUGAGCCGCACAGGCUCUUUCAUUACCAAAGAGAAGAAAGACACGGUUUUGCGGCAGGUGCGACUUGACCCAUGUGACCUGCAGCCAAUUUUUGAUGACAUGCUGCACAUUCUUAACCCAGAGGAGCUGCAGGUUAUUGAGCAGAUACCCAUGGCCGAGGAUAAACUGGACCGUCUGUUUGAGAUCGCUGGAGUGAAGAGUCAGGAGGCCAGUCAGACGCUGCUCGAUUCCGUCUACAGCCACUUGCCUGAUCUUUUAUAAACAUGUUUCAUUCACUGCUACUUAAAGACAUUUGCAUAGAUUGAAAGUGUAAGAGGAGGGCAGACAAACAAGCCAUCCUGCAUGUCCUUAUGGAGCACAGGAGUUUCUAAGCAUAUUAAAAGCCAUUGGUAGCCAAAUGUAACUUUUUUUGCACUUCAGAGCUUCAUGUUGGUCUGUGUGAUUAUAUUAACUUUCAUAAUGCUGUGACAUACCAGUAUAUUCACUUCUCAAUGUCUAAAACUAAUGUACAUUACUGACACAUUAGUUAGGUGAUUUUCCUGCUCAUUUCCAGAUCCUAACACAUUCUGCCAAAAUUUGUUUGCCUAACCUGUAGAGACAUUCUUGUUUUUCGCUCUGUGUCUAUUAUCCAUCCAUCGACCCAUCCAUCAUCUUUUCGGGAAGCUUGAGGCCUAUCCCAGGGAACACACAUUCACACUCUACGGGCAUUUGGAAACACCAGUCAGCCUACAGCGCAUGUCUUCGGACUAUGGGAGGAAACCUAAGUACCCGCAGAAAACCUGCAGAGCACACCGAUCACUGGGGACACAGACCGGAGAACUGGGUCGUGAACCCCCUUGAGGUGCCAUCGUGCCAUCCUCUGUUACUGUGAAUAUUGCUAUUUCUAUAACAGGGAUUUCCUGUGUGAAUUUAUGAGCAUUGAAUAAGCAACACUUCUGGCUGCCUUGUCAAAAUCAUAAAUUCUUUACAUUUGGUAACAUCAAAUCAGCAUAUUGCUGGACUUCUCCAAGAAAUGAACGACGAAAAUGCGUAAUAUAUUAUGUCCAAGCUGGAGAGGACAAAGAAGCAACACUUCCUUUUAAAACCACCGGGGUCAGGAGGCAGGAGGUCGGUUGGGCCCUGCUUGAUUCUGUAUUUAGCUACUAAAUACACACCUGGUUGCUUGCAGAUGCUAAAUGAGAAUGUACAAAUGAAUCAUUUAAAAGUAUUUGAACUGUGGGAGGAACCCAGAGUACCCAUAGGUAACCCACCGAGCAUUGGGAGAACAUGUAAAGGAGGCAAGAUUCAUAUGUGCGACCCUGGAGGGGCGAGCCGACAGUGCUUAAACCUCACUCCUGAUGUUAGAGCAUUCGGCCAAAAUGUGUUCACUUUGAUUGCAUUAAUCGAACCCUGCUGUUGUAGCUUUGUAUGAGGAUUUCUAAGUGCAUUUUAGAGUAACUCUACUGGUUGUAACAUCAUUCAUGAUUGAAGAUAUGCUUUUAAUGUUCCGCUUGAGUUAGUGUGUAGAUGUAGAUCUCCAAGAAGGAACACACAUAGUGUGGUAUGUGAUCCUUUAACUGAGCGCUAGAUUAAAAUGGCUAAACAAAGGAUAAUAGACCCAGAGGAAAUAGGUUUGUUCCAUCGAUCAUAUUUCAAAUGAUGAUAUGCGGUGUUCAAGAUGGCGAACUGUACUGAUCUAGCAAUGUAGUAAACUGUUGUAGUGAGACUUUUCUGCUGAAUUUUGACAUUUACUGUAUACUUCCUCCCUUAUGGCAACAUGGUGCAAAGGGUUACUUUACCUUUGUUUGACUGUCACGUGUUGGGGAUGUACACUGGCAGCUUUUAUUUUAACUGGAUUGUAAUUAAAUCAAAUGGUGUCAGUUACAAAGAUUAAAAAAGUAUAAACCUUAUAUUCUGUCAUAAGAUUAAACAUGUAACCAAGAUAUUUACUGUUAUGUACGACAAGUUUGAAGACUGACCAAUUAAAAUAAAAAAAACUUUUGUUACAGAA